Messenger RNA from Saccharomyces eubayanus, 1032 nucleotides. It is a transcript of the gene PET130, whose product is annotated as Pet130p. Lineage: Eukaryota; Fungi; Ascomycota; Saccharomycetes; Saccharomycetales; Saccharomycetaceae. The record is from RefSeq and is a predicted model, not a curated record. The transcript has a single exon. The coding region runs from base 1 to 1032 and encodes 343 amino acids.
AUGAGGUUAUGCUCUUCGUUAUUGUCACAGAACCUCAAGAGCCGAUUGGUGGUCCGACCAUCCACCACUAUACAUGCAAGUGAUCCGUUUUCAAACUUCAUUGUAACUAGAGAUACUGAGCCACUCUCACUAGACAAUCUUCAAAGAGGUGAUUCAGUUAAUCGUGCAGUGGUAUUUUCUUUCAAGAAUACUGCGCUUAGCAAGGUCACAGACUUACAGAAGAAACAAGAUAUGAAAUGGGAUCCAGUGAAAUAUGUUGCUGGUAAACUUCGAGGGAUAAUUUCUCCCAUUCAAGCAUACAUAUCCAUUAGCAAAAGAUUCUCUUCUCAUUCAUUGGUGUACGAUAGCAGAUUUUUUCAGUUACAUUAUUUUCCAGAGGAUCAUUUCAUCUCUUGUUUUAGGAAAAGCAAACCUUCCAUUACAGUUAAAUCAACAAAAAAGUUUUAUUUGAAUGGUAAGGUACUGAAUCAAAAUCACCAGUAUUACAACGAAUCUAGAAUAUUGAAAACCGAUGAAGCGGAAUUGACCAAAAUUCAGACCACAAUGGCACGAUUGGCAUCUAAACAUAGGAACAAUAUUCCUUCAGAAUUUGCAUACUUGAGGAGAGAUUUGAAAUUGAAGGUGAAAACGCCGUUUAUCGAAGAAUGGUGUAGACUAAAUGGCGAUAAGGCUAUUCGGGAACGUAAUCGGUCUGAGUCUAGGAAUGCCGUUGAGAGCAAAGCAAAGAAAAGUCUACUGGACAAGUUUGGUAGAAGUACUGUUGGCACAGCAAAAGAUGGAUAUUAUUUGUACAUUGUAAGGAUAUUUCCUGAUGUAGACACUCUGGACGAGUUUAACAAGGAAAUCAAUAAAAGCGUCCAGAAGGUUGCAGAUUUGAAUUGGGAUAAAUUUUUGAUCCCAAAAAAAGGUCCCAAAGGCAAAACUUGGGUGGAAGCAUUCAACGACAGUAUAAACGUAAACACAAUCAACAGGAUACUCAAGAUUAGUAAGUUCCCUUUUGAGUUAAGAAGAGAGCAAUCUAGAGAUCAGUAA